AUGGACCUCAGAGGAAACAUCCCUCUUCUGCUGCCACUCCUCUUGGGCCUCUCCCCCGCUUACCUCGGCACGGACGUUGUGGGUCAAAAUGAGAUCCCGGUAAAUGAGACGCAUACGGCGCAUACUUUGCCAACUAUUCUGGAGUUGAACGAAGGAUCUCCAUAUGACCUGCUGGAAGGAGAUUUGCUGAUUCCCAAAACCAGGAAUGCCAUGAAGUGCGCUACUACAUAUAACUGUUUUUGGCCUAAGUCUCCAAAUGGGAAAGUAGAGGUCCCCUUCAUUCUAAGCACAUCAUAUGAUUCCAGUGAGAAGGAUUCGAUUCUAAAAGCGAUGGCGGACUUUCAUUCAAAAACCUGCAUUCGUUUCAUUCCACGUUGGAAACAAACUGUCUACCUCAGCAUUGAGCCAAGAUUUGGGUGCUUCUCCACUAUGGGUCGUAUUGGAGACAAGCAGGUGGUGUCACUCCAAAAGUUCGGCUGCAUCAGACAUGGCAUCAUCCAGCACGAGCUGCUGCAUGCGCUGGGUUUCUACCACGAGCACACUCGGCCCGACCGUGAUCAGUACGUCAGGAUCAACUGGGAAUAUGUCAGAGACUAUACAACCAUCAACUUCCAGAAGAAGGACAGCAAUAUUAUGAAUAUGCCAUAUGACUACGCCUCUGUAAUGCACUAUGAAAGAAGUGCCUUUUCCUCCGUGUAUGGAAAGGAAACCAUAACGCCCAUCCCUGACCCCACAGUUGCCAUUGGACAGAGAGAUGGCAUGUCUAAACUGGACAUUAUCAAAGUCAACACCAUCUACAAAUGCUGUAAUUCAUACUUCCACCUUUUCAGGAUUUCCUCAACCAGCACCCUACUCUCGCUACAGAUCUGUGACCAUUACUCCCGCCGGCGGCAGAACCAGAUGCUGCUGCAGACGGCGGACCUGGUGAAGCCACUGUGUGCACUGAAGGAACCGCACCAGCUGUCAGUCUCACCCGGUCCUGGCUUUGACCUUCCCAUCCUGAACUCCAUCAUAUCGCCGGAGAGCCUGGGCGAGGCUCCUGAGAAGCCGCCAAACACCGAGCAGCGCUUUAGCGGAGAGGUCAAGCCCAGGAAGAAAAGGAAGUGA
This is a messenger RNA of Lampris incognitus (smalleye Pacific opah), 1107 nucleotides long. Its product is annotated as low choriolytic enzyme-like. The transcript has 11 exons. Bases 1 to 1107 code for a protein of 368 amino acids. The record is from RefSeq and is a predicted model, not a curated record. Gene Ontology annotation, molecular function: zinc ion binding; metalloendopeptidase activity. NCBI's taxonomy places the organism in Eukaryota, Metazoa, Chordata, Actinopteri, Lampriformes, Lampridae. Gene Ontology annotation, biological process: proteolysis.